Cajanus cajan (pigeon pea) is the source of this 2063-nucleotide messenger RNA. RefSeq names its product zinc finger (C2H2 type) family protein. Gene Ontology annotation, molecular function: RNA nuclease activity. NCBI's taxonomy places the organism in Eukaryota, Viridiplantae, Streptophyta, Magnoliopsida, Fabales, Fabaceae. The record is from RefSeq and is a predicted model, not a curated record.
CCUAAAUGGCCGAACUUAUUGUCCAGAUUAUCUAUGAGGUCUAGGUGGAACAACGCAGUACGUUAUUGGGUUGACCUGAUAUCAGUCUACGAGCCGAAGGCUAGAGAAGCCCAAUCUAGUUCAUCACACAAUACAACUGGCUCAGCUUAGUUCAUUUGAUUGAAUUUGAUCACUCGCCUCGCGCGCAAGACUCUCUUUCUUUCUCCGUCCCUCUCUCGCCGAGUAACUGUUCGACGAAAUGCCCCAACAAUGCAUUUCCUCGCUGUACCGUCUCCUUCGAUGCUCUCUCUCCAUUUGACCACUUUCCUCAACCGGGAGGGGUGAGCCGGUUCGUGAUUCUAAACGAACCCGGUUCGGUUCUCUAUUCUCUCUUGAACGGGAACCGCUACAAGGGUCGGUGCUGGUUUACAAAAAUGGGUUUUCUACAGUCUUCUUCACUCCUCUUUCUCGUUCAAUGAAACAUUAUGGUUUCUUUUACAAGUUAUUUGAUUUAUAGAAGGAUAGAAAAUCCAUUGCAUAUCCUCAAAUUUCGUAGCAUCUUCUUUUUCUCACCAGAACCCACAAGUUAUAGUGCUUUGAGAUAUUGUUAUUAUGGGACAGAAAGGGUUGGAAACCCGAAAUUGGUACCAAACGAGAAGCCAAACAGGGUGGGGCUUUUUUGGGACUUGGACAAUAAACCACCCAACGCAAUCCCACCUUAUGAAGUUGCCAACAAGCUGAGAAUAGCUUCAUCUUCCUUUGGGGUUGUUCGUUACAUGGUGGCUUAUGCAAAUAGUCACACUUUUAGCCAUGUUCCUCAUUGUGUCCGUGAGCAAAGGAAAGAGAGGGAACUGUUGUAUCGUCUAGAGAACAAGGGUGUCAUCAAGCCGAAUCAACCCUAUCGUUGUAAGGUUUGUGGGAGAAAGUUUCAUACCAAUGAAAAGCUUGUUAACCAUUUCAAGCAGCUGCAUGAGCGUGAACACGUGAAAAGGAUGAACCAGAUAGAGUCUGCUAGGGGGAGCAGGAAGGUGAAGUUGGUGGGUAAGUACUCCAUGAAAAUGGAAAAGUAUAGGAAGGCUGCAAGUGAUGUUCUCACUCCCAAAGUGGGGUAUGGUUUGGGAGAUGAGUUAAAGAGGGCUGGUUUUUGGGUUCAAACUGUGUUGGAUAAGCCACAAGCUGCAGAUAGAGCAUUGCGAAGCCACAUGGUGGAUAUCAUGGAUCAUAGGAGGGUUGAGUGUGUGGUCCUUGUGUCCGAUGAUACUGAUUUUGUUGACGUGAUAAAGGAAGCAAAGCUACGGUGUCUCAAGACCGUUGUCAUUGGGGAUGUUGAUGAUGGUGUGUUGAAGAGGACUGCUGAUACUGCAUUUUCUUGGGAGGAAGUUUUGAUGGGGAAGGCGAAAAAGCAGGCUGUUUCGGUUGUGAAAAACUGGAAGGAUCGUGAUAUCUUAAAGAGGUUAGAGUGGACAUAUAACCCAGAUGUGGAUGAAAAGAAAUUCAAUCUGGAUGAUACCCUUACUGAAGAUGAUAAUAUUGAAGAUACCUGUGGUGAAGUUGAUGAUGAUUAUAAGGAUGACAGAUGUUCUUGGUGGGAAUUAGAUUCUGAAGAUGAUGUCUCAAAUAGACAGCCAGGCAAAUCAUCUGGUUUAUCUGUGAAUAGAUGAAGCUCACUUGAUCUUCUACUUGGCAGACAUUUUUUGUUUGGUCAUCAAAUUUGUGAGGUAAAAUUGUAAAUUUUAGAAGUUAUGAAUGGUUGUGGUAACUUCGAAAAUGAGAGUAGUAUCUGAUUUAUUAUUAUCUCUUCCCAGUCUAAACUGUGUCACUUUGUUUUGGACAUUCAAUUCAGCAACAGCUAUUUACGCUUAAAAUCAGGAAGCAGAAAUUUGCAGGGUAGUAGUGAAAUAUUGUGGCAUGGUGCUCCCAUUGUUUAUUGGAUCUAUGCACUAAGAGAGCUAGACAUCCUCACUUUUUAAAAAGUUGAAAUUGUGAUAUAUUGUUUUUAUUGGGGUGUGUACAAUAAUAGUUAGCUAAGUUGUAAUUGAUUUCUGUUAAGGUAAUUUUUCCACUUUUGUUUUGGACUGGGCAAA